CGUGAAGAAAUUGUCCGGCUCAACAUUGAAUUUCGUCGACUGCGUACAGUCAUUCAUGACAAGGAACUUCAGGUAGCUGGUAUCAUACACAACCUGCUUAUUUCAGACCCAUUGCUUGGCAGUGAGUUGAAGCGCCAGUGGCGUUCAUGA
Messenger RNA from Suillus paluster, 150 nucleotides. RefSeq lists its product as uncharacterized. The annotation marks the transcript as partial. NCBI's taxonomy places the organism in Eukaryota, Fungi, Basidiomycota, Agaricomycetes, Boletales, Suillaceae. The transcript has a single exon. The record is from RefSeq and is a predicted model, not a curated record.